Molecule: messenger RNA, 1765 nt
Organism: Oryzias melastigma (Indian medaka)
Lineage: Eukaryota; Metazoa; Chordata; Actinopteri; Beloniformes; Adrianichthyidae
Exons: 10
Coding region: 91-1374 (427 amino acids)
Molecular function (GO): structural molecule activity
Source: RefSeq, a predicted model, not a curated record
AUAAGCGUACCUGCAGCAUCAGCAGCACAGUUACCUGCCGUUCUCUGGAUCUCAGUUUAGCCCGACCUAAAGAAUCUUCUGACACCCAUCAUGGCAUCCAGCAUCUCAGUGAGAAGCUACUCUGUGAACCGACAGCCCUCCUUUUCCACUCGCUCCCUGAUGGACACCAACCGAAGCCGCUCGCGCGCCUCUGUGUCCUUCGCCGCUGCCAGCCCGCUGAGCCGUUCAGCCUCCAUUGGGCAGGAUCUCAACGGCCCAAUCAGCCUCCAGCUUAAUGGACUGCAUGGCAACAGCACCAAUGAAAAGGAGGCCAUGCAGAGUCUGAAUAGCCGUUUGGCCAACUACCUGGAUAAGGUGCGCUCACUGGAGCGCUCCAAUGCUGACCUGGAGGCGAAAAUUAAGCAGCUGAUGAUCGAGCGCAUUCCCAAAGGCCACGAUCUGGACUCCAUGAUGGCCCAAGCCCACGCUGUGGAGCAGGAGGUGAGGAAGAGGACCUUGGAAAAUGCUCGUCUCAUGCUGGAGAUCGAUAAUGCUAAAUUGGCUGCUGAUGACUUCAGAAUCAAGUGGGAGACAGAAAUGGUGAUGUGUCAGUCAGUGGAGCGAGACUGCAUUGCCCUCAAAAAGGCCAAGACUGACCACGAACAGAUCAUCGCCUCUCUGAGGGGAGACUUGGACAGCCUCAAAGAGGAGCUUUAUUUCCUCAAGAAAAACCACGAGGAGGAACUUGAGCAGAUGAGGUCUCGCAUCGCCAGGGAUGAAGUGAAUGUGGAGGUGGACUCAGCCACUGGGCCAGAACUGGGCACGGUUCUUUCAGAGCUGCGCUCCCAGUAUGAAGGGAUUGUCCGGAAGAACAAGGAGCAGGCCGAGCAGUGGUACCGCAAGAAGCUUGAGACAGUGCAGAAUGAGGUAAAGGAGAGCAAUGAAGCUCUGAGAGGAGCUCAGGGAGAGCUGACCGAGAGGCAGCGCUUCCUGCAGACCCUGGAAGUGGAGCUGGACAGCCUGCACAAACAGAUAGCAGCUCUGGAAGGAAACCUGGCCGAGACGGGCCAGAAAUAUUCCGGUGAAAUGGAGCGCCUGCAGGUCACGCUGAGCCAGCUGGAGGAUGACCUCUCCCAGCUCAGGCUGGACAUGCAGCGCACCAAGACCGACUAUGAACAACUUCUCCGCAUCAAGCAGAACCUGGAAAUGGAGAUCGCUACUUACAGGCGCCUGCUGGAGGGAGAAGAAGCAGCCAAAGAAAUUCCUCCUCCACCAAAAAAAGAACCUGACGUCCGCACCAGGAAGAUUGUGAAAGUGGUGACUCAAACUAUGGUGAACGGCAAAGUGGUGGAUGAGUCCAGUGAGGUGGAGCAAAUUGAAGAGUCAAAGAAAUAGAAGUGGAGACUCCGAUCGAAGCUGAAAAAAGAUGUCUUUUUAUGAAACAAUAAAAGGAAAUGUAUUUUAGGAAGUAUAACGGAAAAAAAUAUAUUUACAGAAUGGAGCAUUAGCCGUCCAUUCUACUGGAAACUAUUAUUCAAUUGGGUCACUUAAUGUGCUAUAAGUUGCUGUGGAUUAUAAGAUGUAGACACAAAAAAAUAACAUAUAAGUCACAGUUUUAGGAAAAAUGUAUUUAACUAAAAAUGGAAACAGUUGAAUUCUUCGUCUGAACAGCUCAACUGAGGCUGGCGCUUCUUCCUCUGUGUUUAUAAAACAGAUACACACCUGCAGUGCCCUCUAGAGGUUGUUAGUAGGAUAACAACGAAUGCAUGAGCCUUUGAAAAAAAAU